AUGCAGGCUUUCGGUGAGAGAUGGCUACGCUGCGGCGCUCGGUCGCGUUUGCGACGCACCCGCUCACGAUCGCAGUGCCCAAGAACCGCCGCCCCAAGUUCGACCUGCGCCUGAGAAUCGUCGACCUGAACAACGUGCCGCUCGUGUCGGGCACGUCGUUUGUCAAAUGGCACCUCCCGCUCUCGACGGCGGCCGAGCACCGCGGCAAGACAGACCACUGCCCGGUCAAGGAGCACAAGGUGCAGUACAACUACGACAUCACGCUGCCCGUGCGGCUGACGGUGGACAAGAACGGGAUGCUGCAGGAGAGCUUCAUUGAGCUCGAGGUGGUGCAGGAGUACGCGGGGUCCGGCCGCGGCGAGCGCAUCACGCUGGGCAACGUGAAGCUCAACCUGGCCGAGUACGUGGAGCAGAGCGAGCUGGCGGCGGCCGAGGGCGACGACCCCGGCGUCACGCGGCGGUACCUCAUGCAGAACAGCAAGAUCAACAGCACGCUCAAGCUGGGCAUCUACAUGCGCCAGACCGAGGGCGACAAGAACUUUGCCGCGCCCGCGCUGAAGACGGCGCAGGUCUUCAGCGGCAUUGCCGGCAUCAUGGCCGGCGAGCAGGCCGAGCUCGAGGACAGCGGCGUCGCGCCCUCGCUGACGAGCAAGUCGAGAGACGCGAGCGAGCUGCAGGACAUGUACCGGCGCACGCUCGCAGCCUACUGGUCCGCGCAGCCGGGCGAGCUCAAGGCGGACGAGUGCAUAGAGGACAUCUUCGCAGGCGGCGACGGCUGGGGCGACCGCGCCAAGCCCUACUCGCCACAGCGCGGCCUCCGCUUCACCGCCACAGCAACGGGCGACAGCAGCGCCUCGGUGAGCGGAGACGAGCAAAGCGCGCAGGGCGGUCGACGGCCGUUCCGCAAGUCGCAGGAGACGCUGCGGGCGGGGAGCACGCGCUCAGGCUCCGGCUCAAGCCCCGCCUCGCCCAAGCACGUCCGCAGCCGGGGGAGUCUGGAGCAGCAGGCGCACCACCUGAAGGCCGAGGCCGAGCGGAAACGCCAUCGUCCACACCACGAGGUGGAUGAGUUUGAGCUGCGGCAGGACCUGUGCAGUUGGAAGCGGCCUAUAUAG
Molecule: messenger RNA, 1115 nt
Organism: Ascochyta rabiei
Lineage: Eukaryota; Fungi; Ascomycota; Dothideomycetes; Pleosporales; Didymellaceae
Exons: 3
Coding region: 21-1115 (364 amino acids)
Source: RefSeq, a predicted model, not a curated record